AUGGUGCCAUAUUUAAGUCUCCGAAAUGUACAUUUGCGGCUUCAACAAUAUAAAGAAAAUGAAGCUAUAUUCGGCGGAGUAAAUGUUUUACUUUUUGGAGAUCUUAUGCAGUUGCCUCCAUUGUCUAAGGUUUCUGGGGGAUCUUAUUGCUUUCGUCAACCAGAAAGGUUAUCUGCUGAAAUUAAUCUUUGGAAUUUAUUCAGUUUUUGUGAGUUGCCCCAAGAUAUGAGGCAAGCUGGAGAUACAACUUUUGUGGAUAUAUUAAACAGUCUUCGUGUUGGAGAACUUACAAUGCAGCAGUUAUCUAUCAUAGAAAACCGCAGAGUACCGUUGAUAGGGCUAUUUGACGAUGAAGAAGCUGUCAGAAUUUUCCCAACAACUAGACUGGUUGAUGCAUAUAACGCGACUAUGACAGAAAAGUUAGGAAAGCUCACAAAAGUAUACACCGUUAGUGCUGUAGACAUCUCAUUGGAUCCUAAAACAUAUGGUCAAAAACGACGAGAGGAAUACUUACCUGAAGAUCCCAAUAAAACAGGUGGUAUACCAAACCAACUCAAAUUAGGUGUACGCUCUCGAGCCAUGCUAAGACGGAACAUCAAUGUUAACCAUGGGCUGGUUAACGGUGCUAUGGGUGUUAUCCGACGAAUAGAUUGGCCAGCACUACGCAGAGAGCAGUUGGAGCCGGGAGAACUGCCACAAGCAGUAUUUGUGGAGUUCGAUGACCCAAAUAUAACAGGGAACCGACCUGGUAUUGGAGUCCGGAUAGAGCCUUGUGCUACAGAAUUUGAUGCUUUACGUGGUAAAGGCAAGAUCGAGCGACGAAUGCUUCCCUUAAUUUUAUGCUGGGCAGUGACGGUGCAUAAAUUACAGGGCACAACUUUAGACCGAGCAGUUGUAGAUUUAAGUAGAAUCUUAUUUGCAAAAGGUCAAGCUUACGUUGCUUUGAGCAGAGUUAAGACUCUCUCCGGACUUGCUAUUAGUUCUCUUGACCCUAACAAAUUUCUUAAUCAACCCCACGACAUAAACUCAUUCAAGGAAUUAAUCCGGUUACGUAAUCUUAACUAA
Diorhabda sublineata is the source of this 1065-nucleotide messenger RNA. RefSeq lists its product as uncharacterized. NCBI's taxonomy places the organism in Eukaryota, Metazoa, Arthropoda, Insecta, Coleoptera, Chrysomelidae. The record is from RefSeq and is a predicted model, not a curated record. Bases 1 to 1065 code for a protein of 354 amino acids. The transcript has a single exon.